AUGUUACGCCGCCGCCUACUCCAGGAUCCCGGGUUGCCUGUGUCGAAUCCGACCCAAUCCUACUGGCAAACUCCACCCAACAGCGACGUUUCGAACAAACAAUCCUCCGUUCUCCCUGAAAAGCGGGAUGUAGUUGUUCUUGGGUCUGGUAUCACGGGCCUCAGUGUCUCGUGGUGGCUCACGCAACAUUCCGCAACGACGUCCAUCAGCGUUUUAGAUGCUAGGGAAAUCUGCUCUGGGGCCACGGGUCGCAACGGGGGCCGUAUCAAUUGCACGGCAAUCCAAGACUAUGACAAGUACCGUCGCAUAUAUGGCGACGAGCAUGCAGCACAGAUUGUGCGAUUUGAGCUCGCCCACUUCGACGCUAUUCAUGAUUUUGCCAGAGAUGCUGGCUUGGACAUCUUGGAAUGCUCUGAGGUGAGACGCGUUGACGCGGUAUCUGCCGUGUUUAACGAAAAACAGCUUCUCGAAAUCCGACACAUGCUUGAGAACUUUGAGGAUGCUUUCCCGGAUCUUAGGGGAAAAUGGAAGAUUGUAGGCAAGACUGAAGUGGUCGAUAAAUACAAAAUCUCCAAUGCAAAGGGGGCCCUCGUUGGUCCAGCUGGAGCUGCUUGGCCGUAUCGCAUGGUGACGAGUGUCUUUGCGCAGUUACAGUCCCAGCGAUCUAAUCGAUUCUCCCUCGAAGCCAAUACACCAGCUCUUGCCAUCACUCGUACCUCUAGCAGUGACUAUCCAUACUUGGUCGCAACUCCACGUGGUGCCAUCAGGACGAAGCAUGUCGUUCACUGCACUGAAGGCCACUCUGCUCACCUGCUGCCACGUCUGCGCGGCAUUCUUGUGCCCAGAAGGGGUCAGAUCACAGUCCAGAACCCGGCCAGCGGAUUCUCUCAGCGAAGCAAUUCGUCUUGGAGCUUUCUCAUUGAUGAUAUUUUGGACUAUGCCACCCAAAACCCCAAGACUGGCCAUAUCAUCAUUGGAGGUGGUGAAACAAGUGGCAAGGCAGAGGUGCUUGGGAUCCCAUCAGACGCUGAAGAGGACGUGCUUGCUCUCAGUCAUCUUGGGGGCAUUCUCCCAGCGGCAUUUGGGGUGAAAAACUGGGGUAAUGAGCUAGACGGUAAGAGGCGAAUCGCCUAUUCAUGGACUGGUAUCCUUUGCAACUCCUUGGACAAAGUUCCACUGGUAGGCAUGCUUACUGAGGGACUUCUUGAUCGACAAGCAGGAACUCAAGCAUCUGCUGAAUGGAUAUCAGGUGGUUAUGGUGGUUAUGGAAUGGUAAAUGCUUUUCUGUGCGGCAAGGCUCUUGCUCAAAUGAUUUCGGGUGUGGACGUCAUCUCCCUUCUACCGGAACCAUACUACAUCACACCAGAAAGGAUCGGGCAGCUUCAAAAGGCCUUCAAGAGGAUUCUUGACUCGGAGAAAGAGCAUAUCAAAGCACUAUUGUAG
Molecule: messenger RNA, 1443 nt
Organism: Clonostachys rhizophaga
Lineage: Eukaryota; Fungi; Ascomycota; Sordariomycetes; Hypocreales; Bionectriaceae
Source: the annotation of a GenBank genome assembly